Molecule: messenger RNA, 4039 nt
Organism: Chelonia mydas (Green sea turtle)
Lineage: Eukaryota; Metazoa; Chordata; Testudines; Cheloniidae
Gene: STPG1
Product: sperm tail PG-rich repeat containing 1
Exons: 10
Coding region: 2444-3448 (334 amino acids)
Biological process (GO): epigenetic programing of male pronucleus
Cellular component (GO): germinal vesicle; female pronucleus; male pronucleus
Molecular function (GO): histone binding; chromatin binding
Source: RefSeq, a predicted model, not a curated record
UAUUCUAUUAUUAACAAUAUGAUUAAUCGUGCAAUUAAUCAUGAUUAAUUAUUUUAAUCGCUUGACAGCCCUAAUUUAUAUAUCAGAAAUUUCCUUCUUCCAUUACGUUCUAUUUGAAAUUACAAUACAAAUCUCAAGAAGCGGAGUCUACUACAGAAGUCUCCAGAAUUUCUAAAAAGUAGUGUUACGUUAAAACAAAAACAUAUUUUCCUCUGUUGCACGUGUAGCAGUUAACCUACAUUUUAGCUGGAAAUGGACAAAACUGGAAAAGAAUUAUAUGAAAUGGGGUUCCACAAUGUUUAUAUGACAUGUUGCUUUUUAGUAUUUUAUUAAUUAUGAUGUUCAUCCAUACUAACACAGCUAAAAGUUCAAAAUAAAAUUUUCAUUUUGUCCCCUCACUCACAUUUUUUAGGUAGGGGUUGGGAACAAAUGGCAGAAUAAGAGAGGGACCUGCAGGAAUUAAUAUUUCAUCUAUCACAAAGUAAAAACAAUCCAGUGAUGAGAUUAUUUGCCUAACCCCCUACCUGCCCAAACUUUGUGAUAUAUUUGCAUAUGGUUACCUAAGUUUAUAUCCAAACCAAGUGCCUACAAACAUUUGCCUGUACUUUUAUAUUCCAUGAGAGGCAAAUAAAAAUUGCUGUUUGAUUUCACCAAUGCUAAAAAUCUUUUGUUGAUCAUUUUUGUCCUCACUCUGCAGCUAUGGGGAGAGGGCUGCUGCAGGCCAGGAUCUCAAUUUAACGUGCUGUACUUACCCUGGUUUAAAUGCUUUCUUCUAAAAUUUACCUAUGACCAAGGAAGGGCAGAAAAGAACGUUAGUCUGAUCUCUCCUAGUAGCUUUCUCAUUUACAUCUGUUCAAAGAAAGGCUCUCCUGUAAUGGAAGGAAGGAAGAUAAACAAAGCAUUCUCAGAAAGGCAUUCUUAAUUUCACUUCUGUAGGCAAGGAAUUCUGCCAUUUAAAUACAGCAACAGAGGCAAUAUGUAAUUAUCCUUUAUUAUCAUACCCUUUAUGGCUGCGAUCAAAUGCCGUAUCAAUUUACUAUGUGAUACUUCCUCUCUUAGAGCCAAUAAUAUAUUCUGUCCUUAUAUAGGGACUGUAAUAAAUCUAAUAGCUCUUUUCCAUCUCUAUCAACUGAUUCCGCAGGGGCAUAUUUAUAUAGUUCCUUUGACCCUAAAACACAAAUUGAUUACAAUCUCUGUAAUACAAAUAAUUUCACCUAAUGAUGAAAUGCAGCCACUUCAGAAUGCAAUUCAGUAACUGUUUGACAAUGUACUACAGCAAAAUUCUACUGAACAAUGGAAGGUUUUGUUUCCAGCUGAAACCUUAAUUGAAUUGGCCUCAUUAGCACUGACCCCCCACUUGGUAAGGCAACUCCCAUCUUUUCAUAUAUAUACUGCUUACUGUAUUUUUCACUCCAUGCAUCUGAUGAAGUGGGUUAUAGCCCACGAAAGCUUAUGCCCAAAUAAAUUUGUUAGUCUCUAAGGGCCAAAAGGACUCCUCGUUGUUUUUGCUGAUACAGACUAACACUCUGAAAUCUGUGGGGAAUGUUGCCAGUGCCCCUGUACUAUGUUUUAAUAUUUUCACUUUCAUAUUUUACAAUGUAGUAUGUAGUGACUCCUGUUAAAAGCCUUUUCAACACCAGGACAUAUGGCUUCCAGUGCUUUUUCCACUUGUAUAUGGGUCCCCAGUGUAUACAUUUAAUUAAGAGUAUUCUCAGGGUUAUCUUCUGCUUAUCCCUGUGGAAUAUGGUCCCCAUAUGGUCAGUAUCAAUUAGGUUGGCAAGCAUUCAAUUAAGAUUUAUUGCCAGUAUUCUAAAUUUAUAAUCUCUAUUUCAUAAAGGCAGUGAUAGGAAAUGCUGAUACAUUUUCAAAUCCCUCUGGACUUGAAAGCAAAGACAUGCAUCUCCAGUGCUCCCAGUCAUCACAGCAGGGUAAUGGAUGAGUAGCACCUCAGAGAGAAGAGUGCCACGUCCUUAAUCCUAGUAUUGCCAACCCCAAGCACUCAAAAAAUCAUGAGUCAGGCCCCCAAAAUCAUGAGAUUUAAAAAAAAUAAAUAAAGGGUCAAAAACCAGAAGCUAAAUAUAACUCUAAAGUACGCUUGAGUCACAUUUUCAAGCUUUUCUCUGAAAUCACGAGGGCUAGAUUUUUUUUAAAAAUGUAAACUAACUUUCUUAUGUAAUUUCAUGAAUCCAGGAGAUGGGGCUUUCCAGCUAAAUAAUUCCAACCAACACCAAAUAUUGUGAGACUUGGCAACACCGCAAUUCCCAACCCAGUCUCAGUGCCAUGGAUUUCCCUUACUACGGUUAUUAUGAAGGAUGUGUGUUUACCUAGCAAAGAGAUGAAGAACUUCCCUCUGUCAGGGCCAGCAUAACAUUGCUGUUUUAGAAACAAAAUGGUGACCCUGAGGAGGAGAGUGUUUCCAGCCAGUGGGCAGUAGUUGCGUAACAUGGCUGCCUGCUUUGAGAACUUUUCUGUAGCUACUAGUAUCAAAGGAGCAGAUGUGCAGAUCGGGAAAACGUCAAGAGGUUACAAGGUCGCCUCCAUUCCUUAUAAAUACCAGACAAGAGUGAUCCCAAACUCAGAAAAAAAGGGGUUUAAUUCUCAAGCAAAGAGGUUUCAGUAUAACCAGAAUGAAAUUCCAGGCCCGGGAUUCUAUAACGUUGUUCACCAAUCUGCAGAGAUUAACAGCACCUCACUGUCAAAGAAGGGAACGGGCUACUUUCCUUCCAUGGAUGCUCGUCUCCUACAGAAAAGAAAACCCAGCUACCCUGCCGCAAAUGCCUACAACCUCUCGUUGGCAUUUCAAUCCAAGCAAGAUUUCAGCAUGGGAAACUCCAGCAUGUUUCAGCAACCAAUCGCUAAGAGGAGAGAGCAAACGUCCACCCCAGCGCCCAAUCAAUACAACGCCUCUCUAGAUUUCUGCAAGCAAAGCAACAACGUGUGUGCCCGGGCGAUGUUUUUGUCCAAAACGACAAGAGGAUUAAGCACUGAUAAAACAGAAAAAUGGCCUUCUCCGUGCCAUUACAGAAUCAACGAAUCCCUCGUCAAGAAGUCCCCCAGGAUUCUAGUGUCUUGCUUCAAAUCAAAUACUCAUCGUGAAACAAAGGUGAAUACAAUAAGCCCAGGGCCUGCAGCCUAUCAGCUAAGCAAACCCACAAAAGCAGCAAAGAAGACCACUUCCAUGCGAAAGCAAAACUUGAAUUUCUCCGCCCCAGCCAUACCACCCCCAAAAAAUCCACCUUUGCCUGGUCCAGGGCAGUAUGAAAUAGUGGACUACGAAGGCCCACCAAAGCAUUACAUCUCUAGUGCUGUAUUUGUCUCAAACACAGGACGGUGGAGAGGGGACACAUCUCAGCAAGGGAUACCUGGGCCAGGUACUUAUCUGCCAGAAGUACCAGGGAAGCAGUCCUUUAUGUACAAUAUUGAUAACAAGUGGAUUCCAGUACUGUAGGCAUCACAGCCCACAUAUUUUGGAGAAAUUCUGCAAAGACUGGACUUCAUUCAAAACCAGCAGUACAUCCGCUAACGCACGAGCAAGCUAUAGUGUCCCCAGCACCCAUGUUUUCACUAUCUUUAUUGUCUGGCAUCUGAUACUGGUAUUUUGCACAUAUUGCAAACUGAAAGGUGAUUAUUAGGCUGAAAUUGACUAAGAUCUUCCAAUUAAGCUGACACUGAACAAUUCAUGCAAAUAUUGUUUGAUUCUUUUUUACCCUAUGGACUUAGUGGUCAUGUAUCUUUGGCACUGAUAAAUUCUGGCCAUAUAUCGGCCAAUCACGUGAAACACGGUAUACUUGCGGUAAUCUAUAUCUUGCUUUUUAUCCCCAGUUGUCUUGGUUGGAACAGUGGUUCACCUGAUCCUCCAUUUAGGCCUCUGGCUUUUAGAAUGCAUGUGUGGUGCUGGAUUAGGUGCCCUCUCUCCCUGUAAACACAAAAUAAAUCUCUGUGUGUUCUAGUCAUGACACUAAUACAAAUAAUAAAUAAUAAUAAGAGCCUGUGUGGAGCAGUCUCAACUAAUCAACAACAGCAAAAGGAGGUGGGAGUA